CGGUUAAGCCCAAUUAGAGUCACGUCGCGUUAACGAGCAUCGAAAUAACGUCGCCAUUAGCUCGAUGUAGCGAUUAGUUUGGCUUGAAAACGAGCUAACAAGCUGGCGACUGGAUUAUAGUCUCCCAUUUUUCGAAUCGUAUUAAUCAUGUAUUAUAACCAUCUUGUAAUCGAAAAAGAAGUAUCCGAGAUAGUAUAAUUAAGGAAUAGGAGAAAGAAGACUGACGGAGGUAACGCCAACGCAAAUGCGAAUAGAGUUACGGGGAUGGGCGAUGUUUCCAACGUAUGAGAGGAUCAUCGUUAACGAGCAACGACGCUGCGUCAACGCGCUCGCCGUAGCCCACCAAACACGUUCUCCGCGUAUUUUUAUAGCUCUCACUCGCGAAAGGCCAACGUGUUUCCCAUUAGCUCUAUCACCGAAGAAUUCUUAACGAAGGAAAAUGAGAGGGUGAAAAUCGGUGGAAAGAGGAGAAAAUAAAGGGUAAAUCGUGAAAAGGAAGUAUGAACCGUCUGAUAUCGUUGGAUCGCGAAGAAGACGACCCUUGGAGGAUCGAGUUCACGGAGAAGGUUCGGACGGAGACGAGGAACCUCGAGAAAAGUGCGAGAGAGCAGCAAGAUGGCGGAUAGGCACGAAUAGGCGGCGUCCCUACGACGUCGUUGGCUGUAGCGUUGGCCAAUGGUUGUGCGAGGAAGGCCUCGAAACGCCACGACCACCGCCAGUCGCGAGUUUGCCCGAGAAGCAGGGACGUUGAGAAGCCGGGACACGACUGGGACAAACACGAGGAGCGCGACGUCGGGGAGACAGGAAUUAAAAUGCGCCCGACGAGCUUCGCCAGUCACCCAUCGACUCGUGCCCGAUAAGGUCGAUGCUCGUUACUUCUCCUCUCGUUGCUUCUCUCUUCCUAUUCUCGCGUGGACUGUGUCGUCGUCGUCGUCGGCUCUCUCUCUCUCUCUCUCUCUCUUUCGCUCUCUUUCUCUCUCCGUCUGUCUCUCCCUCUCUCUCUCUCUCUAUCUCUCUGUGUAAAUAUCCAUCCAUGUGAUCGAGAGAUCCGAUGAAUUAACACGUGUCAGAAUGAGGACGAGAGCUUCAAAGUUCUGUGUUGAAAUCCGUGAGAAAUAGGAGCAAGAAAGGUACGGAUUGUGCAAAGUACGUUCGACGAAUCCAUGGAUUUAUACAACCAUCGAUACUCGUGAUUCUUGAAGAGAAAUCGAGAAUCCUUUGGACGCUAAUCGAAAUGACGUUCGUUCGAUAAGUCGGACGAUGCAUUUUCGGUGAAGAAGAUUAAAAGAUCUUUGAUCGAACAUGGACGUGGAUUCGAAUGUCGAAGAAACGGAAUUGGACGUUGGGUCAGCGAGCGACGAGUUGGAAACGUCGAUCGCCGAAUCGAAGAUCGCUCGACGUCCAACGCCAAAACCGUUUACCAUCGAGAGUCUCAUAGGAAGUUGCACGGGUGCCAGAGGGAAUUGUACCGGUGACAUCGGCAUGUCGAAGAACGACAAGACCAAUGGAAACGAAGAAGGGAACGAAAGGGAAAGAGAAUAUCUUUAUCAACGGCAUUAUCUUGCGACGGCUGCGGCUGCUACUGCUUUGCCAUCAGGUUUCGGUGUACCGUUGAGUUUGUACGGGGCUUGGCUACCUAUGCGAAUGUAUGGCGGUGGCGGCGGCGGCGGCGGCGGCGGUGGUGCUUCCGGCGUCCCAAUGCUACCGCCACAUUCCUCGGUCAGUUAUCCUUCUCAUCAGGAUCUGCACCAGAAUAGAUUAGCUCAUCAUCUGGGAGCCGGUUCGAAUCAUCUCCAGGGUGCAGCUUAUCCUAACACCUUCCACCGGUCUAUAAGUCAGCGCGGAUCUACCAGUUUCACGGACAGCGACGACGAAGGUAGCAUCGACUCACCGCCCUCUCCCGUUCACGAUCUCUCCAAAUCGAGACUAGGAUCAGAAAACGGACGAGCCUCCGCCGAGAGCGAAGACGAAGGCGGAGGAACGAGCGGUACUGGCGAAGGUCUCGACGCUACCGACGGCUCCGUCAACGGUACCAGAAGCAAUUGCUCUCCCAACGGACAAGCUCACGAAAGCGCUCGUGGAAAUUCGUCGUCGAACUCGUCGUCCGGAAACAAAGCUCGUCGCAGACGGACUGCGUUCACGUCGGAGCAACUUCUCGAGCUCGAGCGGGAGUUCCACGCUAAAAAGUAUCUCAGUUUGACGGAGAGAUCGCACAUAGCGCACGCCCUUAAGCUUUCCGAGGUCCAGGUCAAGAUCUGGUUUCAAAAUCGUCGAGCAAAGUGGAAGAGAGUCAAGGCUGGACUCAAUGGAAACGGAGGAAUCGGCUCGAACGCUUCGUCGAUGUCGAGCUCGGGUGCAGCCGGUGGCCGUCACGGCGGAAGUACCGGACAACAUACCGGGAACGGUACGAGAAUCGUCGUACCGAUACCGGUUCACGUGAGUCGAUUGGCCGUGAGAUCGCACCAUCAUCAUUUGGAAAAAUGUGCGAGACCGGCGCGCAUAAGAACGACUACGACGACGACGACGACGACGACUGCAACGUCUACGACAGGAGCAGGGGCGACGGUGAACGAAGUUGGUGCGACUUCGUCCUCCUCGAUUCUCGUUUCCGACGCUAUGGGUUUGGUGAGCUCUUCGAUGAAUUUACCCAGUCAAUUGCAAAGUUCACCUUUGGCCGUAGGCGUUGGGAUCGGCGUAGGCGUCGGAUUAAGGGCCUUCAGCGUGCCAGCUCAUCGGGAUGGACUCAAUUCGGCCGGAAGGUAGUGAACGCUCGAAUCGCGAUCGCUAUCGCUUAUCUUCUUUUACUUUUUAUCAGGAUAACGUUGCUACAUAUACAUUCCCUUCGACGCGAUAAUUGCCUACCUACUACUACCGUGACUCUGAAAUGGAGUCUUUUCUUUUUCUUUCUUUAUUUCUCUUCUCUUUCUUUUUUCGAUAUUCCUCGCGUCUUUUCCUCAACGAGAAACCCCUUCUCGGGGUUUAAAGAGAAGAGUCAUUGCACCCGGCGCUACUAACUGGAUAAGAAAAAGACACGUGCAAAGCGUAAGAGCGAAGGAAUAAAAAGAGUGAACGCGACGGUAGCCGCGACGGUAAAUAGACAUAAGAAUCGAGAGCUGUAAAUAGGAACGCGCGUAUCUCUAGGAUCGUAUUGUAUAUACAUCGGUCAUGCAUAUUAUAGAUAAUUUACGUUAGGCACGGUUUUACCCUAUCGCGCUCUACUCUGUUACGGUGAUAUUGUAUCGAUUUGUCGUGUGAUUAUCGCAGCUGUAUUAUACCGGUGUCUCGUAGAACGUUGCGACAGCGUUCUCUCCUACGUAUAUAUAUGUAUGCAUAUGUAUAUGUGUGUACAUACA
Molecule: messenger RNA, 3353 nt
Organism: Vespula vulgaris
Lineage: Eukaryota; Metazoa; Arthropoda; Insecta; Hymenoptera; Vespidae
Gene: unpg
Product: homeobox protein unplugged-like
Exons: 3
Coding region: 1303-2763 (486 amino acids)
Biological process (GO): regulation of nervous system development; regulation of transcription by RNA polymerase II
Cellular component (GO): nucleus
Molecular function (GO): DNA-binding transcription factor activity, RNA polymerase II-specific; RNA polymerase II transcription regulatory region sequence-specific DNA binding
Source: RefSeq, a predicted model, not a curated record